Molecule: messenger RNA, 1732 nt
Organism: Fimicolochytrium jonesii
Lineage: Eukaryota; Fungi; Chytridiomycota; Chytridiomycetes; Spizellomycetales; Powellomycetaceae
Product: Cys/Met metabolism PLP-dependent enzyme-domain-containing protein
Exons: 4
Coding region: 479-1645 (388 amino acids)
Biological process (GO): transsulfuration
Cellular component (GO): cytoplasm
Molecular function (GO): cystathionine gamma-lyase activity; pyridoxal phosphate binding
Source: RefSeq, a predicted model, not a curated record
GAUCUGCCAGUGUGCCCGGGGUCCCGUUGCUCUUGAACGGGUCCAUUUGGAUCUGGAUUUAUCGGCGGAUUCACAGCGGAGUCGGGGGUUUUGCGCCUUGGAAGUUUUGGAUGUCUUUAGAAGUUGUUGUUGCCGGUCACGGCCAAUCAGGAGGGUUGUGCAAGACGCAAUUACGGUUGCGCAACCUGGGACUGAUGGGCGAGCGCGCAGUCAUAGCAGUCUCAGGUGUGGUUUGAAAUCGCGUCCUUGUGCAUCUGCUGAGCACACAGGCGGACUCCAAAAAAAAAACACCACUGCCAACACCUUGCUAAAAAUACUGCGUUGGGGGGGUCACCGAGACGCUGGCAGCCUCAAUAGAGCAAGAGGAUAGACAUAUAUAAAUAUCAAGGGAGUCGACAGUCCGCCCUGGGCGAGCUCACACUUCCAGCAUCCCCAAAAGAAACUUAAUUCUACUUCGUGCCAACCACCUACCUCCACCAUGACCAAGACGGGACAAUUCGCCACCCUUGCCGUGCACGCUGGCCAGGAGCCAGACCCUAUCACCGGUGCCGUUAUUCCACCCAUUAGCUUGUCGACCACGUUCGCGCAAAGUGCUGCCGGCGUGCAUAGGGGUUUCGACUACUCUCGGUCCGGCAACCCCACUCGCCAGGCUUUCGAGACGGCUGUUGCCGCUCUGGAGAAGGGCAAAUAUGCUUUGGCGUUUUCCUCGGGCUCCGUCACCACGGCCACCGUUUUGAACAUGGUGGGCCAAGGUGGCCACGUUAUUUCGGUCAACGACACGUACGGUGGAACCUUCCGUUACUUCACAAAGGUUGCCAAGCGCAACGGUGUGGAGGUUGAGUUCCUGGAUCUUUUCGACCCCAAUGUGUUGAAGAAGGCAUUGAAGCCAAACACUAAGAUGGUGUGGAUUGAGACACCGACAAACCCUACACUGCGAUUGGUCGAUAUCAAGGCUAUCGCCGAAAUCGCUCACUCCCAACCUGGCGUCGUCCUUGUCGUUGACAACACAUUCAUGAGCCCAUACUUCCAAAAUCCCCUUGAACUCGGCGCCGACAUCGUUGUCCAUUCCGUCACAAAGUACAUCAACGGACACUCUGACGUUGUGAUGGGUGUUGCUAUCACCAACAGCGACGAGUACAACGAAGAGCUGAAGUUCCUGCAAAACUCCAUCGGCGGUGUGCCUAGCGCCUUCGACUGCUUCUUGGCCAACCGUGGUUUGAAGACACUGCAUCUUCGGAUGAAACGUCAUGAGGAAAAUGCGAUCGCCGUCGCGCGGUUCCUGGAAGCAUCCGACAAAGUUGAGGAGGUCAUCUACCCAGGACUUGAAAGCCACCGGCAACACGCCCUCGCAAAGAAGCAGCAACGUGGAUUCGGUGGAAUGGUCAGCUUCCGCCUGAAGAGCGGUGGCCUCCCCGCAUCCAACCGGUUCCUUUCCACAUUGCGCAUCUUUGCGCUUGCGGAAUCCCUUGGUGGAGUCGAGUCGCUGGCCGAGCUGCCGGCCGUUAUGACACACGCCUCUCUGACGCCCGAGGCACGGCAAGAGGUUGGAGUUACGGACACUUUGAUCCGGUUGUCCGUCGGAAUCGAAGAUGCUGAGGACUUGAUCGAAGACGUCCGUCGUGGUCUUGAAGCCGCUCUUCCAUGAAGCGCUCGCCCGUAAUCCACAACACCCAUCACAUCAGCAAUCACAUCGCGACCCCUCCGUUCACAUCUACCCCGCGUAAUACCAUCG